AUGGAGAAAGCCGUCGAGCACAUGGCAGCCUACAUAAAUGAAAUACGGACAUUGGCGAAGAAGUGGUGUCAAUCUAUUGACAAGCACGCCGAGUGUCUAGACGAUCUUGGGGGCAAGAAGCUGGUUCCGUGGCGUGACUUGAUAGCAGGUUCAAAUUACAACAAGUCAAAUGAUAGUGGGGAUUUCAACGAUCUUGUCCAGGAACUAAAGGGUCAUGGCAUGAGACGAGUCAUAAACAUGAUGGAAAAAACCAGGGCACCUGUUACAGAGCAGAUUAUGGAGUGCAGAGAAGUGGUUCACGCUUGGAGGAGCCAACAAGAAUAUCGCUUACUUGGUUACCGAUUUUACGAAACACCAGAGUUUUGGCGAAGGUGGAACAGUGGAGACGAAGCACUUGAAUACCUACAAAACUUCACAGCAACAGUCCAAAAAAAAAUCGAGAUAACCAGGAUGGCUCUCCGCGGACUUGAAUCAGUCAUUUCAGACUCGCGAUCUCGACUCACGGCUGACAUGGAGGCGUGUGAUUAUUCAGAUCAUAACGAGGUGGAAGAAUUUUGUCGGGAGGUUAUGCAGAAAGAAUACGAACGACAAACCAAUCCCGAGUCUCUCGCAACAAACCCACCACCAGAUCUGGAGGAGAUUUAUGCUAACAUAAUCGACAAGUUGUCAUUCACGUUCGAGACGUAUUUCGACGCGCUGGACGGGUUUUCUGAAAGCUUUUUGAGAUAA
Messenger RNA from Glarea lozoyensis ATCC 20868, 729 nucleotides. RefSeq lists its product as uncharacterized. The record is from RefSeq and is a predicted model, not a curated record. NCBI's taxonomy places the organism in Eukaryota, Fungi, Ascomycota, Leotiomycetes, Helotiales, Helotiaceae. Bases 1 to 729 code for a protein of 242 amino acids. The transcript has a single exon.